Paramecium sonneborni is the source of this 2739-nucleotide messenger RNA. The record is from the annotation of a GenBank genome assembly. Lineage: Eukaryota; Ciliophora; Oligohymenophorea; Peniculida; Parameciidae.
AUGUUCUAAGCAAAUCAUGUAAUUUAUGAGUUAGAAGAUGAUGAGGAAAAUAUAUAGUAAACUUCAAAGCAGGUAUAUAAUUUUUAUGAAUUGGUUUAGUAAAUAAAGAUCAAUAGAAAAUUAGGAGCAGUUUCUUAUAAAAAAUGGGGAAAAUUAUAUAACUACUAUUUCUCUUUUAAUUUAAAAAAGGCACGAAUAUUGUGUUAUAAGAAAAAUACAUCUUCAUCUUAUAAUAAUUAUUAUUCUUUGAACAAAGGAGAUUUUGUGAAAGAUGAAUCAGAAAUUAAUCGAUUUGAAAGUAACUUGAAGAAAAAGAAAAAUUAUCAAUAUGUUUCAGAUUAGAAGGUAUUGAUUGAUAAGUUAAUUUAGUUAAUAAUUUACGUUAGAACAUCAAAAGGAAGAAUAUUUAAAUUGGUAAUUGAUGAAAAUGAAAAUUAUGAUAAGAUUGUCGGUUAUUUGUAAAUCUGUUUUUCAUCUAAAAUUUAAACUGUGAAUUCAUUUUUUGCUUUGCUUGGUGUAGGAUUAAUUAAGUUAGAUGAUUGUGAAUUUAAAUUAACUACUGGCAUAUUUGUAUCUUUAAAUGAUUGGUCAUAAAACAAUAAUAAUAAAUAUCUAUUAAUGAAUCAUGAUUAAGGCCUGAAUUUGUUAAUUAGUAAUAUUGAGUUAUUAGGUGGAAUAAUAGGUUCGUUUUACAAAACCUAAAAUCUUUUGGGAAUAAUCUUUAACCCAUUUAAUUAAACUAUUGAUAUAGUUUUGUUUGAUAAUUUGAAGUAAAUAAUAAACAGUAAUAUAUUUUUAGUCCAUAAAUAUUACUUUAAGGGGUUUUUAAAUUAGUCAAAUUUAAUAGAAAAUAAAUUUAACCAUCAGGUAGAGGAUAACUUUUGAAAUUAAAAACUGAUAUGAAUGAAAUUAAAGAAAAUCAUUAUGUGGAGAUAGCAUAAAACGAAAAUGUAAAGAUUUAUAUAAAUAAUGCUCAUCUCAACAUUUCAGAUUAUGAACUAGUAUAAGGAUCAAUGUUUUCUUCUUAAUAUAUAGAUGAUUAAAAUGAUUUGGAUGCUGAUAAAUUAAUAUCAAAUACAACUUUAGAAUUCUAUAAAAAUUAAUAUAAAAUAUCAAAAAAUAAUGAAGAUGAAACUAAAGAAUUUAUAAUUGUUAAUAAAUAACAAAAAAACAAUUUUAAUAAUUUUACAUCUCCUCGAUGCAAUAAAAGAUAACUUUCAAUUAUCACUGAAGAAAUUAAUGAUGAAAAUUAUGGAUAAGGUGUCUAAGUAGCAAAAAGCAUAAAAAUUCAUAUACAUAGAUCAGAUCAAAAUAUAAAUUAAUUUCCUAAUAUAACACCUCCUAAAUUAGAAUUUAUAACAGAAUUUAAAACUGGAUGUUUUAAUAAUAUUGAAAGUAUUGAUUAAGUGAAACAAAAUUUAUUUUAAUAAGAAGAAAAAUAAUUAAAUAACAAGGAAUAAUAAAAAGUAGGAUAAUAAUUAAAUAAAGAGAUUGAAUAAUAAAAGUGUUAAGUGUAAGAAUAAGAAUAAGAAUAAGAAUAAGAUAAUGAUUCAGAUGAAAUUGAUUUAGUUAAAUUUUCAAUAGUUUUUGAAGCAUCUGAACAUAGUCCAUACAGAGAUUAUAAUUCUAUAAUGAAUUAUGCAGUUAAUUUUAAGAAAAUUGAUUAUAAAGAUGAAUAUAGAGUUAGCAUUGCUCAUAAAAGUGGAGGAACAGCUUGUUAAGAUAAAAAGAUUAUUGAAUUAGCAAGAAGUGUUGGAAAAAAUAUGAUUAAAUAAGUUGGAUAGAAAUUAUUAAGUGGCAAUUUCAAUCUUACAUAGGUCUCAUUUCCUGUAAUAAAUAAUAUUAUUUAUUAAUAGAUUAGAGCCAUGAUACCCAAAUCUGCCUUAGAAAAAACCUUUAUGUAAACUAUUCUCUUUCCUUUAUACAUGAAUAAGGCAGCAUCCAUUUAGGACCCACUUGAAAGAAUAAAACUCUCAAUUAUUGGAUUACUUUCUAAUUAUAUUUAAGCUAACUCUUUCCUAAAACCUCUAAAUCCAAUAUUAGGAGAAACUUUUGAGGGAGGAUAUGAAGAUGGCACAUAGUUAUUUUGUGAAUAAGUAUCAAUUUUUAUUAAAAUUAGAUAUCUCAUCAUCCUCCUCUCUCUUAUUUCUUAGUUUUUGGACCAAAAAAAUCAUAUAAAUUUUAUGGAUAUUCCCUUUAUGAAGCUAAGGCAGGAUUCAACUCUCUUACAAUAUUGAAUCAUGGUAAAAGAACUCUAUAAUUUAAUGAUUAAAAACUUCAAUGUACCUUUUCAUCAGAACAUUACUCUGGUACUUUCUUAGGAACAAUGAAAAAUGAAUCAUAAGGUUCUCUCUAAUUUAUAGAUGAAGCUAAUAGUAUAAUAUAAUUAUUUAUUAUUUAGAUUUAAAAUGUGUAGUAUAAUUAGGAAAAGUUAAAAAUAAACCAACUGAUUAUUUUGAAGGAGAAAUUAAAAGAGGAAAAACUACUUUAAGUAAAUUGUUUGGUUCUUAUAUGGGAUUUGCUGAUUUUGAUGGUGUUCGAUAUUGGGAUGCUAGAGUUGUUAAACCCUUUGCUAUGCAAAUUUUAAAAUCUAAUCUUGAAUCAGAUCACACUAAAAGAACAGAUAGAAUAUAUAUGGUGUAAGGAGAUAUGGAUAAAGCUUAAUCUGAAAAGGAACGAUUAGAAUAACUUUAAAGAAAAGAUGCAGCUCUUAGAAAAGCCUAAAGAUAAAAUGAUUGA